AUGAAUCUUGAAGUGGCAAAUUUUUUUAAACAAACUCAGCAAAUGACUGCUGAUGCAUGUGAAGUGAGCCUCAGGACUGUGAAGCGUAUAACGUCUGAGGCAUCGAAGUCUUCGUGUUCAGAAUCUGAGUCGGAACCGAAAUUUACUUCUCCCCGAAAAACGUUCAAACGUGUGAAGUAUGCGACUCAUAUUGAUGAUUUUGACAUGGACAUAGUACGGAGGACUGUGCAUGCAUUUUAUGAUAACCGUGAGUACCCAACUACACAAAAAAUGUUAAGUGCUUAUAAAGAAAAAACGGGUUAUGAAGGGUCUAGAACUUCAAUGUGGCGAAUUUUGAGAUCUUUAAAUUUUAAAUAUAAAAAAUGUAAUGACGGCAGACGAUUUCUCAUGGAACGAAAUGAUAUUGUAGCUAUGCGCGUAAAAUUUUUACGUAAAAUGUGCAACCUUCGUCAAAGUAAUGACACUCGACCUGUAGUUUACUUGGAUGAAACUUGGGUCAACCAAAAUCAUACACGUGGUCAAAUUUGGCAAAAUGAUCAAAAUACUGAAGGAUUAAAGGUACCGACUGGGAAAGGAGCUCGAUUACUUAUUUGCCAUGCUGGAUCAAGUAAAUUUGGUUUUGUAAAUCGUUCAAAAUUAGUAUUACGCUGCAAAUCGAGUGCUACACAUCCAGAUUACCACACACAAAUAAACUCAACUAUUUUUAAAAAAUGGUUUAUUGAUAUGCUCAACAAUUUGGAGGAACCUUGUGUAAUUGUUAUGGAUAACGCAUCUUACCAUUCGGUUCUUUCUGUCGAUUACCCAAAGUCUAAUGCCAUACAAUCAAGUGUUCAACAAUGGCUCAGAGAAAAUGGAGUAGAUUUUUCUCCAUUACAAACACUCAGUGAAUUACGCGAAAUUGUAAAGUCUUUAAUACCCAAAGAAAAAAAAUAUGAACUCGAUGAAAUUGCACUUCAAAUGGGCCAUGAAGUUGUACGUUUGCCGCCAUACCAUUGCCAAUACAAUCCCAUCGAGUUCAUAUGGGCACAGGUAAAAGGGGAAUUCGCUAAAAAUAAUACAACUUUUAAAUUUGCCGAUGUCGAAAAAUUGUUAAAUGACGCAUUGGACUCAGUAACAGUUGAAAACUGGAAAAAAUGUACCGAUCACUGCCAUAACCUGCAAGAGGAGGAUUUCAUCAAAGAAGGAUUAAGAGACGAAAUUUUGACACCAAUAAUAAUGACGAUCAAUCCUGAUGAAAGCAGUGAUAGCGAGAGCGACAGCGAAGGAUCUUAA
This is a messenger RNA of Metopolophium dirhodum (rose-grain aphid), 1272 nucleotides long. RefSeq lists its product as uncharacterized. Gene Ontology annotation, molecular function: nucleic acid binding. Lineage: Eukaryota; Metazoa; Arthropoda; Insecta; Hemiptera; Aphididae. The record is from RefSeq and is a predicted model, not a curated record. The transcript has a single exon. The coding region runs from base 1 to 1272 and encodes 423 amino acids.